Penicillium hordei is the source of this 951-nucleotide messenger RNA. RefSeq lists its product as uncharacterized. The record is from RefSeq and is a predicted model, not a curated record. The transcript has 3 exons. Bases 1 to 951 code for a protein of 316 amino acids. NCBI's taxonomy places the organism in Eukaryota, Fungi, Ascomycota, Eurotiomycetes, Eurotiales, Aspergillaceae.
AUGCCGUCCUAUAAAGUCGUCAAGAAGAAGGCAACGACCAAACAAAAAAUGAUGAACGCGAUCCUCGACUUACAAAAUCAAGCGCACAAGCUCUCCUUCUCCCAGCUAAAGGCGUCAAUUGCAAGUCUCACGUCAACAAUUCAAGCAGACCAGUCCGAGCUACCGACAGUUGCAAUUUCUUCUUUGAAUCUUGGCGAUAUCCAAGUUAUGCUUAAGUUGAAUCAUUCACUAAGUAACCUUGAGUUCCGCAACAAACCUCCGGUUGAGCUAUCCCCGAUCUGUACCCAGUGGUUGGACAUGACGAGAAACGCAUUUGGGAAAAGCGAGCCAAAUGAAGCAUUAACUCGGAUCACUCUGAACAACCUGCUUGUGUUCGCCCAUCACUGUGUCACCUCGCAACCUGCCAGCACUUCUACGGACUUGAACAUAAAUGAUUUGCACUUGAAUGCUGAAGGCUUAUGGCGGUAUGGGCCGGUCACAUAUAAGGGUCUCAAGUACGACCUAGUUGGGCGCCCAGACUAUAGCUUAUGGUAUGGCAACGAGGAAGACGUCGCAGUUAGUAUUGUUGUGGUCGAAGCCAAGGGUAGCGCAGGUGCAUCAAGCGGAGUCUCACAAACGCUUGGCUAUAUGGGUUGCGUGCACAGACGUCGGAAGGACCUCCAGAAAUUGGAUUCAACCGUAUACGGUGUCGUGUCUGACGGCCAGUGGUGGGUCUUCUUAAAAAUCAACAAUGAUUCAGAGUGGACGGAGCAUAUGAUUCCUGCUCGUCUUGGUAAUUAUCAAGAGGUGCUUGGUUUACUUGUGCAUAUGUUCCGUACUGCUGCGACUAUGUCUCCUGUUCAGUUAGAGAAGACAUCAGUCCAGACCCAUUCAAAAGAGUCGUCUGGUGUUUCGUACAUGGGGUUUGAUCUAGAUGCAGAGGAAGAGAGUAGCGAUGAGGAAGAGGUCUAA